UGAUGAAGACGCUCUUGUUUUGUGCCGUGUUUGCAGAUGCAGUGCAGCUGUGGCUCUUCAGUGGGACAUCUCUCAUCGCCUUACUGGAGCAGAACGGUGCUCUUCCCCGACUGGGCCUACAAACCGGCCUGGUCGCCGGGCUCCCGCCAGGUCCAGCUGUGGCACUUCCUGUUGGAGCUGCUGGGACGCGGCGAGGGCGGGGCCAUCAGCUGGGGAGGGGAGUGGGGCGAGUUCGUCAUCCGGGACCCCGAGAGGCUGGCCAGGCUGUGGGGGGAGCGGAAGGGCAAACCGCACAUGAACUACGACAAGCUCAGCCGGGCGCUCAGAUACUACUACAACAAACGCAUCCUGCACAAGACCAAAGGGAAAAGGUUCACCUACAAGUUCAACUUCAGCAAACUCAUCCUGGUCAACUAUCCAGGACACCACCCACCACCACCACCACCACCACCACCCAGCCAUCAGCUGGUCCAGAGAGGCCCUCUUCCCUUUCCCGCCCUCCCCGCCGAGAGCGGCGCUGCUCUGUGUGGAGGAGUGGGGUCGGUGAUGGACGGAGCGGUCCAGCCUGUCCCUUACCCCUUCCUCCUCCCGUGCUGCUCACCUAAGCCCCUCCCGGCCGCCUGUUCCUUCCACGGCCACCCCCGCUUCAUCUCCACCCCUGCACCACGUCCGGGGGUCAGCCUGAGGGAGCUGAGGGAGUCAGGCCUCCACCCUCUGGCCUCGGUCCUCCACAUCAGCGCUAACGGCUGGCCGCACAAGAGCCCAACAGGGUGGGAUCGGAGCCAAAUCAGUCGUAGCCUGUUUGGCGAAGUAAAGCAGGCUGAAAUUCAAGGAGAAGAGAGGAGAGGGGGGGCUGAUGCUGUGGUGGGGGAGAGAGAAUGAGGAAGGGGAACAAACCAUAACAGAUGGAUGUUUUCUUUGAGCUCACUGUACAGUACUUUAUUAUUCACUGCCUGUGAUACAGAGACUUUGUAUUUAUUGAGUUGGACCAUGAUUUUUUUUGAUAGAAAUUUUGAGGAAACUGCUUUUCUUUUGUCAGCACUUCACACCACAGUCGGGGAAUUGCACUUGUAAACAAUUAACAACAUGGCACUCGUGUUUGAGUAAAUAAAGCAGAGCACUCAACUUACAUUAUUCAGCUGUUUGUCUUGCAUUCCUUGCCAUCCAUCUUCAGGAUUUGU
This is a messenger RNA of Scatophagus argus, 1181 nucleotides long. Its product is annotated as ETS translocation variant 3-like protein. Lineage: Eukaryota; Metazoa; Chordata; Actinopteri; Scatophagidae. Gene Ontology annotation, molecular function: sequence-specific DNA binding; DNA-binding transcription factor activity, RNA polymerase II-specific. The transcript is spliced from 5 exons. Gene Ontology annotation, biological process: regulation of transcription by RNA polymerase II; cell differentiation. Bases 37 to 882 code for a protein of 281 amino acids. Gene Ontology annotation, cellular component: nucleus. The record is from RefSeq and is a predicted model, not a curated record.